Austrofundulus limnaeus is the source of this 1010-nucleotide messenger RNA. RefSeq names its product mitochondrial ribosomal protein L19 (gene mrpl19). The record is from RefSeq and is a predicted model, not a curated record. Gene Ontology annotation, biological process: translation. The transcript is spliced from 6 exons. Gene Ontology annotation, cellular component: mitochondrial large ribosomal subunit; ribosome. Gene Ontology annotation, molecular function: structural constituent of ribosome. Bases 35 to 883 code for a protein of 282 amino acids. NCBI's taxonomy places the organism in Eukaryota, Metazoa, Chordata, Actinopteri, Cyprinodontiformes, Rivulidae.
UUAAACCAAGAGAAGAAGAAGAACAAGGUCAAAGAUGGCGGCGCGCGUUAAAGGAUUCGAUAAACUCAACCUUUCGCUGAGGUUAUGUCGAAAUGUGUUGCUUCAGAAUGAACGGUUCUUGUCGACGUCCGCGUGUCUUCGUGGGACCAGCGAACCUCCUAAAUUCGUGCCUCCAUCCAAACCCGUCAUCAUAGAUAAGGAGCAGACCGUGGAGUCUCGGAGGAAGUUUCUGAGCCCAGAGUUCAUCCCUCCCAGACAGAGGACUCUUCCUUUUAAGUUUCGUCUAGAGAGGGCGGACAUGGUCCGCAGGCGGAAAGUGCUGAAAAUCCCCGAGUUUUACGUUGGAAGUAUCCUUGCCGUGACGAUGGCCGACCUCUAUGCUAGCGGGAAAACAAACCGCUUUGUCGGCAUCUGUAUCCGGAGGGGCGGGAGCGGGCUGGGGGCCACRUUUAUUCUGAGAAACAUCAUUAAUAAUCAAGGUGUUGAGAUGAACUACGACCUGUACAGUCCUCGCAUCCAGAGUAUUGAAGUGCUGAAGCUGGAGAAAAGGCUGGAUGAUGAUCUGAUGUAUCUGAGAGACGCUCUGUCUGAAUACAGCAUGGUGGACCCAGAAAUGAAGCCGGUGCCCAUCCCUACUACUGGAGAUGUCCCUGUCAACAAGCUUAAAGUGGUAAUGCGCCCCAGGCCGUGGUCCAAACACUGGGACUGGUCCAAGUUCAACAUCCAGGGCAUCCGGUUCGACCUCUGCAAGUCGAUCAAGGCGACGGCGAAAGCCAAGAAGCAAGAGCGUCCCUGGCUGGAGUACGACAUGCUGAAAGAGUACGACACGUCCGAGCUGGAGGAGAGGAUCUACGAAGAGGUCCAGCAGGAGAUGAAAAAGUGAGGCAGACCCCUUCAGGAGUUCACUCAUGAGAAAAGACUUUUUUAUAUAUAUAAAACAGGCAAUGGCUGAAAAUGUGUGUGACGGCUGAAAAACUGAGGCUAAUAAAGAACGUCUGUAUUAUCGUGGA